Messenger RNA from Aphidius gifuensis, 1467 nucleotides. RefSeq lists its product as uncharacterized. Lineage: Eukaryota; Metazoa; Arthropoda; Insecta; Hymenoptera; Braconidae. The record is from RefSeq and is a predicted model, not a curated record. The coding region runs from base 1 to 1467 and encodes 488 amino acids. The transcript is spliced from 5 exons.
AUGGCAGAUAAUUCAUGGAGUCAAACUUUGAUAACAGUGACACCAGAAGAAGAUGGUUACCUUCGUGAAAUAACUGAGACAACAAUAAUAUCUGGUCAUGAUGAUCAACAGCUAGAUCUUGAUACUGAUAAUAUAACAACUCGUCAGUCACUUUUAAAUAUUACCCAAGAUUUUAUUGAUCCACGAGAGCUAGAGCCAUUAAUUCUCAAAGAAUCAGAAUGCCAGACUUAUAUGAAAGGUGUUCCAACUGUAGAAUUUGAUAUAUCAUAUCGAGAUGAAGCAACACAAACACUUUACAUUGGAAAAAGUCAACGACCAAGUCUUGUUGACGGCAUGAAGACCAUCACCAAUGUUAUGAACAAAAAACCAUUGCCAAUAAUAAAAACAAGUCAAGCUGCACAAACAUUAAUAACAUUUGAUUCUGAACAACCUGAAGAAAUUAUUCAUGAUAUUUUAGAACAAGAAAUUGACACAAAUCAUGAUAAAUAUCCAGAUGAUGAACAGCAAAUAAUUCAAAUUGAAAUAAAAAUAACAACACAAACAAGUUUAACAUUAGAAUCAAAAAUUUCAAAUUCACAUCUUAUUGAUGAUUAUCUUGAGACAAAAAAUUGUGUUAAAAAUUAUUUAGAUUAUUGUAUUGAUUUGGGUGUUUAUUCAAGAAUAAUGAUUGAUGAUUUUAUUGAUGAAUUGAUUGAUAAAUCAUGUGAAAUUGUUAGACUGCCAACAAAAAGUGAAGCUAUUCAAACAGUUGCCUCUUGUCAGUAUGGUAAUUUAAAUGAAAAUGAUGUUAUCAAAAGAUUGUCAAUGCCAGUUAAUAUUGAUCCAGUUGAAGCAUCAAUAAUUGGUCAAUUUAUUGUCAACAAAAUUAUAGAUAAUGUUUUAAUUGAAAUUAGAAAAAAUGCUAAUGAAACAGUGGCAUUUAUAAUGAAUAAAUUGAUGAAUAGAAUUGAUGGAAUAGCUGAUAAAUUAAUGGAAAUAAAUCGUGAAGCUGAGUUACCAUCAAUUGAUGAAAAAUUAAUAUUGAGAAAAAAAAAAUUAGCAUCAUUAUUGUUGGUGAAAAAAAAAAUUGAAGAUGCAUCAACACAAACUGGAUUUGCUGGUGUUCCAAAUGUUGCAAAAAUAAAAAAUAUUCAUCGGGUUGUUUGUGAAACUUGUCCUGAAGAAGCAAGCUGUACACGUGAUAUUUUAUUGGCUUAUAAGCCACGUUAUAUUACUGCUGAUACUGAGGAAGUUACAAAUGACAUGAAAUUACCAUGUUCAGUUGAAUCAUCAUCAAGUUAUCAUCGUAAUAAAGCAGGUGGUGAUGAUUUUGAUGUUAUUUCAAGUGAAGAACUAAGUGAUACACCAUUACAUUCGACAAAGAUUAAUGUAAAUAAAUAUCAGUAUGCUGGAUCAACAAGUGGAUGGUCAAAUUUUGUCAAAGAUACAGCUGAUACUUGGGCACCAGGAACAUCUAAAAAUUUGUAA